GAUAAGAUUGAGGAGCUAACAGGAAUACCAUGUGAUGUACAGAAGAUCAUGGUAGGCUAUCCACCGUCCAGCUUGGAUCUACGCAAUGGUGAAGCCCACCUCAAAGACUACCCUAUCAAAUCAGGAGAGAAACGAAAAUGAUUGGUCGACGAUUUCCUUAUGUACAGUUCUGACGCCUCACUGUACUUCACAGCACUGACACUGUAGAAGCAAGUGAACCUGCUGGGCUGCCACCUCGUUUCUGCACUAAAGGGGACAUGCAGUUUCAUCAACACUGUUAAGGAACUUUGAAUUCAUUUAAGGAGGAGGUUUCAUCAUUCGCAAAUGCCGAUAAGUGACAUGUGGAAAGAAGCCAAUGGCCUCAACACAAUGGGUGAAAUUGACAGUAAUGGGAGCUGUGACAGCGUGGUCAGUUUCAACUCAAGCUUUAGUGAUAACAGUCUGGAGUAUCUCUCUCCUGAGGAGAGGGCUUGUCUCAUGUAUCUAGAGGAGACCAUUCAGUCACUGGAUAUCGAGGAUGACAGUGGCCUCUCCAAUGAUGAGUCUGAUAAGCUGCCAGCUCGAGGAAAUGUGGCUAACAAAGUGGCACACUUCGCUGCAUCACUAAGACUCAACAAGCUCCCUAGUCAAGAUGUGCCCAAAAGCCAAAGUAAAGAUACAUCUAGCAGCUUGGUGCAAAAUGAAAUUCUGAAUUCCAAGGCUCCUACUCCAUUUGUCCUUGCAAACCAUAACUCACGAAUCCAAAGCAGACCUGAAUUAGCUGCAUUCCAGAUUAAUACAUCACCCAAAGUGGCUUGUGAAAGUAACCAGCUCCAUCAAGAAGCUCCACGAGUUCCCUCGGAGGUGAGUGUGGUGGUAAUACCACCUCCAUAUAAAAUCAAAGGCGGUAAUGAUACUGUGGAAGAAGAACAGAAUAAACAUCAGCCAGAGAGUGUGGCACAUAGAGGACCACUCUCGUAUGAGGCUCUGGUGCAUCUGCGCAAGAGUGCAUCGAUGCGGAGAACUGAAGCCAAAACCGAAGAACAGCAGGUUUCUACUAAUAAAGAUCAUGAGGGAAACAUCUCUAGAUCUUACAAUUCACAGGCCAUGACAACCAGGAGCUCCAAGCCCAAUCCUCCACCUGUGGCCCCUAAACCUAAAAUGAAAACCCCAAUGAGCCAGGAAGGAGCCUCCGACCCCAAGGUCGAAUCAACCAUGCCUUCCUCAGAGGUAUUGACUGUAGAUAAAUUAAUGAAUCCAGAAAAAGUAAGAUUGCAGGCUCUUUGCAAGUUGGGUAUCCUCAAGGAGGAUACAGAGAACCCAAUCUGCCAACAACUAAAGCAUUCAGAGUCCUCGGUGCAAAGCAGGACUACAAGUGAACCUCCACGUGUUCCUGCAAAACCUGCAAAGAAAAUAAACCAGCCAGUACAAAGUUACAAUCCUGUCCACCAAAGAUCCGUGAGUGAUCUUUCCACAGCUUCUUCUUAUCCGCAACAUGAAAGUAUGACUUCAAUCUGGAAAUCUGCCACACUGGAACGCACUGGGGUGGGACUGUCAGAUUCUAACAUCACAGUCUCAAAUGCAGUUUCUCUGAACCAGCAAUCAAGUACUUCUACACUAGGAACCAAAAAACCCUUUACAGACACUCAAACGGAUACUAGUGAAUCCACAAAACCGGCAUCUCGUUCCAGAGGUUUCACCGUGCCGGUUCCCAGCAUUGGAAGUGAUCGGAGAGAGGCAUUACGAAAACUAGGACUUCUAAAAUACUGAGAUUUGUUGACAGUAUGCUCUCUGCUUGUUAAGUCACGAUGCAUCAAAUACUGUUUCCAAGCCCAAGCUUUUUCAUUUUAAGUAAGAAUAAGAUUUCAUGCAAUACAAGCGCUAUUCAUUUAACAGCUUUCUCACAGUUUAUGCUACAGCCUCUGGUCUCGUGGUGUCCUGGACACCAAUUUUUUUUUGUAAAGAUUUAUUUUUGUCAUUUUUGCCUUAUGAUAGGACAUUGUAGUGGAGACAAGGAAGCAAAGUGGGAGAAAGGGGGGGAGGGUAAGGUCGGGAAAUGUCCUUGAGCCGGGAUUCGAACUCGGGACAACCGUAGCGUAACAGCGCUAUUGUGGCCAUGGACCUCGAAACCAGUCAUAAAGGUCAAUUUGUUGAAAAUGAGAUUCAUACAUCAUCUAAAAGCUCAAUAAAUAGGCUUUCCAUUGAUGUAUGGUUUGUUAGGAUAGGACAAAUACAACUUUUUGAAAAUCUGUGGGUGCAAAAAAAUCAAAAUAUUGAGAAAAUUGCCUUUAAAGUCGUCUAAAUGAAGUUCUAAUGAAUAUUACUAAUCAAAAAUUAAGUUUUGAUACAAUUAUGGUAGGAAAUUACAAAAUGUCUUCAUAGAACAUGAUCUUUACUUAAUAUCUUAAUAAUAAUUUUUGGCAUUAAAGAAAAAUAGAUAAUUUUGACCCAUAAAAUGUAUUGUUGGCUAUUGCUACAAAUAUACCCGUGCUACUUAUAAUUGGUUUUGUGGUCCAGGGUCACAUAUGUCGGCAUGCUGCCCUCAAGGCUAUCCAAUAUUUUAACGAUUUUAACGAUUUUUAAAACAUGAAUCACUGUCUAGUCAACUAUGAUUCCAGUAUCAAGAUUUUGUUGUUCACAUUUGGCAUCUGAAGGAGUGUCUGGACCCUGAAACUCCUGUUGAGAUAAUCACCUAAUCCUGUUAAGAUUAGGUGUUUUGAAGCAUGGCAGCUGGUUUGAGAUGGUUUAAGCUGGUCUUUAAUUGGUUAUGAGUUGGUUGUGAGUUGGUCAUGUGCUGGCCCUAACCUGGUCCAGCAACUAGCUCAGAACCAGCUCUGGACCAGCUUAAACCAGCUCACAAAUAAUGUUGUUGUUUUUUCAACAGGGCUGUGACACAUGACGUCAGACUUAACAACCGAAUAAUAAAAGUAAAUUGUGCAUAAUAAUAUAAUAUAAUGUUCCUUUUAAAACUGAAAACAUCCUGACCUACAUUAGCUCAACCAGUGACAUGAGUUUAAGGCAUUUGAUGCAGUUGAUGGUAGCACUAGUUGCACAGAAAUUGCACAGUUCAGGGUGGCACUUUACUUUUAAUUGAUUAAUUACUAAAUCUAAAUGUGACUUUAACACCUGGAUGCCUUUGCCUAUUUUAGCACUAAUGAUUAAGAUAAUACAGUAUGUUUACAUUUCCAGGUGGACCCAAGUAUCUUUCAUUUCGAACUACAUCUAAGUAGAUUAGCAGUUAGCCUUAAAUUACUCUUUGAUCUUACUUUUGGAAUCCAGCUUUAUGGAUCAUGCCUGUUUUGCUAAUCAGUUUCUUCAGAAAAUCACUUCCUAUUUUUUUUCAAAUACAAUGGAGUAUAUCUGCUUCACCGGAGACUGUUGAACCUGAGGAACUCAGACUCCCACAGAUCAGCUAUCAGUCAUACUCCUCAAUUUACACGCCAGUCAGUGAGAUCUGACACAGCACUUCAGUGGAUUAGCGCAUUAUCUUGGGUUGCAACCAACCGACUGGUGUUCAUGUUACCUGGCCUCUCAGAUUCAUCUGUCAUUAAAGUUCUUUAUCUCGGAAUGUGACCUAGUUCAUGACUUACACUGAGAAUGGUUCCUUCUGUUUGUAUUGACUCAGUUAACAGUUGCCCUUUCACAGCUGCUUCUCUAACCAAAUCCACACCGUAGUGCACAUGGAAAGUAGCCAUAAAUGACGGCAAUGUUUAACCACAGAACACACAUGAAUAAAGCAAUAAUUGCAGCUUAAUAUGUCUUAAUUGGUUUGUCUGGUUGCUGUGAAUGAUCAGAUAGCAGAAUAUGUGACCCUGGACCACAAAACCAUUCAUAAUGGUCAAUUAAAUGAGAUACAUCUUCUGAAAGCUGAAUAAAUAAGCUUUCCAUUGAUGUAUG
This is a messenger RNA of Labeo rohita (rohu), 3876 nucleotides long. RefSeq names its product ubiquitin thioesterase OTU1. Gene Ontology annotation, molecular function: protein binding; cysteine-type deubiquitinase activity. Lineage: Eukaryota; Metazoa; Chordata; Actinopteri; Cypriniformes; Cyprinidae. Bases 325 to 1749 code for a protein of 474 amino acids. Gene Ontology annotation, cellular component: cytosol; nucleus. The transcript is spliced from 5 exons. Gene Ontology annotation, biological process: protein deubiquitination; endoplasmic reticulum unfolded protein response. The record is from RefSeq and is a predicted model, not a curated record.